AUGAGCGACAAGGAAUCUGAAGAAAAAAAGCCUGUAGUUAUAAAAAACGCAACUGAUCUUCAAAGGCUGAAAUUGGAAAAGUUAAUGAAAAAUCCGGACAAACCAGUUAUAAUACCUGAAGGUCCCAAAACAAAAUCAUUGGCUCCUCCGCCAGAUUUCGUUCGAAAUGUGAUGGGUUCUAGCGCCGGAGCAGGUUCAGGAGAAUUCCAUGUUUAUAGACAUCUCAGGAGAAAAGAAUAUGCCCGACAGAAAUUUAUACAAGAAAAAAGUGAAAAGGAAAAACUUGAAGAAGAAUAUCAUAGAAAAAUAGAAGAAAAUAAAAAAAAUGCUGAAGAAAAAACAGCAAAAAAAAGAGCUAAAAGGCUAAAGAAAAAACAAAAGGCAAAAAUGAAAGAAAAAAGGCCUAAAAAAGAUAAUACUUCCGAUAAUCAAAAAUCUUCUCAAUCUGACACCAAUGAUGAUGAUGAUUCAGAUAAGGAUGAAGCAACAGAAUGUGAUAAUUCGAAGAAAGCUGAUAACAAUUUA
Brenthis ino (lesser marbled fritillary) is the source of this 525-nucleotide messenger RNA. NCBI's taxonomy places the organism in Eukaryota, Metazoa, Arthropoda, Insecta, Lepidoptera, Nymphalidae. The record is from the annotation of a GenBank genome assembly.